AGAGAGAUAAAUAGAAGGCAAUCAAAUCAACGGGCAGCCCGUGCUACCGAGAGACCCUUUUUUCCUUUGCUUCGAACCGAUAUGUCGGCUGCGGACUGAAAGGAAACAAGGUGGAGGAGAGCGACACAUCGUCCCAAUAAACGAAGUGAAUCAAACCCAGAAAGCAGAGAACAGGAUGAACCCACUUCUCUGGCACAAAGUCGCAGCGAUUUCUGGCGUCGCAGCUCUUGGAUUGGGCACCUAUGGCGCCCAUGUCUUCAAACCACAAAACCCUGCUUAUAAAGAGGUUUGGCAAACGGCGUCUCUGUAUCAUUUGGUUCACACGGCAGCUCUGCUUGUCGCCCCUUCCACCAAGAACCCUAACAUUUUUGGAGGGCUUUUGACUGCUGGAAUUCUUGCAUUUUCUGGCACGUGCUAUACUGUGGCACUACUUGAAGACAGAAAAUAUUCUACUUUAGCUCCAUUUGGUGGCUUUGCUUUCGUUGGUGCCUGGGCUAGCCUGCUCUUCUGACUCUACUCGAGUUUCGGUUUUUCGGGUCUCUGAUAUGGCUGAAUUUCGAAGCUCUUGAUGAAGGUAUAUGCUUCUUGUAGGCUUUUCUCCGCUUUUUCUUCUUCCUUCUUUUCUCUCCUUAUACUGUGUGAAGCGUAUGAAGAUUGUAAAGACGUGAAAUAAUCCGAGUGCAGUAUACGCGUUUAUGGUGUUAGUUCAUGCCAUUUCUCACAUUCUCGAGUCCAUUUUCCUUGUAGAUUUUAGUGAAAAAGCACAAUGCUUCUGUUACAGGGAAGCUUCAGUGUUAUUUUAGCUCUUUACAUUACCAAAUAGGGAAAAGAUUAUAAUCCUAUGGUUCAGAA
This is a messenger RNA of Momordica charantia (bitter melon), 852 nucleotides long. RefSeq lists its product as uncharacterized. The record is from RefSeq and is a predicted model, not a curated record. Gene Ontology annotation, cellular component: membrane. NCBI's taxonomy places the organism in Eukaryota, Viridiplantae, Streptophyta, Magnoliopsida, Cucurbitales, Cucurbitaceae.